GCAAUGCUGCUCACAGUGAAGAGGCUGCUGGGACAGCAGUGUCGUCUCCAGGUUUCUGGCGAGGAGCAGAUCUCUCUGGUGAAGAGCCUGGUGUCAGAAGAACUGAAUGUCCCCGCAAACCAGCAGACCCUGCUGUUCCAGGGCAAAGUGCUGGAUGGGGAACAUAGACUCUCCGACUAUCCUAUUGGGCCAGAGUCCACCCUCUACCUGGUCAUUAAAAAACCUGAGCCAAUUUACCUUACUGAGCUCUCAGAGCCAACCCCUGCCCAGCCUCACUCAGUGUGGUAUCGACUUUCCCAGGUGCUGGAGAAACACUUCAAAACAUCUGAUGCGGUGAGUGUUCUUGAGAGAGUGCUGAAUGAUUAUUACAGAGGUCUCGGCUUGCUUAGCCUAGAAAACAUUGAAGAAUUGGCAGUGGACAUUCUGAACCCUGAGGAAGCUGAUGGUAAGCCAGUGAUGGCAAGUGAGCUCCCACAGCAAGUGGGACACCCCACGGCCCCUGAGCCUGGAACCAGGAAGGAACAAGCAACCCAGACAGAUCCACAGGAAAUCCUGGGAGGAAAGUGUUACUAG
This is a messenger RNA of Varanus komodoensis (Komodo dragon), 573 nucleotides long. RefSeq names its product ubiquitin like 4B (gene UBL4B). The record is from RefSeq and is a predicted model, not a curated record. NCBI's taxonomy places the organism in Eukaryota, Metazoa, Chordata, Lepidosauria, Squamata, Varanidae. Bases 4 to 573 code for a protein of 189 amino acids. Gene Ontology annotation, molecular function: protein binding. The transcript has a single exon.